Messenger RNA from Haliotis rubra (blacklip abalone), 4125 nucleotides. RefSeq lists its product as uncharacterized. The transcript is spliced from 4 exons. The record is from RefSeq and is a predicted model, not a curated record. Bases 261 to 1250 code for a protein of 329 amino acids. Lineage: Eukaryota; Metazoa; Mollusca; Gastropoda; Lepetellida; Haliotidae.
GCCAAAACGCAACCCAAAUGCGGAAGCGGUCGGGGAAUAUCGAGUUUGCCAGACAAGAUCUGCUUUCGGUUCGAAGCUAUACCUAUGACAGCACGAUACUAACAUUAAUCUGAUGACGUUUGUAACUGCUGUUUAUACGUGGAAGCAUUACAAGCCCUUGCGUACUCAAUAAGGCAACCACCAGCAGAAAUUUGAGCCCCAGGUACCCAAGGUGCCAUUACCUGACCUGACCUGGAUUAAGAUGAUGUGAUUAACUCAAAAUGGACAUGAACUUGGAAGGAUCAAGUGUUGACCCAGAACAAAUCAAAACUCGCUUCUAUGAAGAGAACACCACAGGUGCUACGCAAAGGAACAGCAUGGAAUACCCCAGUCUGCCGACAUCAGACCUUGAAUCUGACGCUGUGCCAUUCUCACCUGAAGUCAAUCAUGCAGCAGGUAUGUUUGGAGACGCAACGACCCACUUGCCAAGAGAGCUAAUUGAGGGAACCACAGCACCACCGUUAACAGAGCUCCUCGCAGAGUCAUCCAGGACAGAUCCGAGACAUACGGCAGGAUAUGGUUCUUCCUGUCACCACCCAGAUACACAUACUCAAUCUCCUGUAGGUAGCCAGUGUGCAGCUCAGCAACCUAAGGUUCCAAUACGGAGGGAAACAUAUUGUCCACCAGCUCAACCAGAUCAGCAGUCCAGAGAUGCCAAUCCCCCAUCAAGUACACCUGUUCAAGAAGAAACCAUGAAAGUGGACAUGCCGGUGCCUGUGAAGUUUGACGCCGUGAUCAUCUGCCAUGAAGACGAUGCCCACGAAGUCAACAAACUCAAAGACCACUUGAACAGUCUUGUUUUGUUUGACGAUAAAAUGGCCUCCGUUGCCAUCGAGGGCGAUGGACCUGACUUGGGGAAAGGAGAAGUCACCUACUUUGAGGGUUGGCUAGAAAGUGCACAAAUAAUGUUUCUUUUUAUGACCAAAGUAUUUUGUGAAGAAAGCUUCUGUUGCUAUAAGCAGAAUAUUGCUUUAUGUGAAUCAUUCUUAUUUUCAGAUAGUAAAAAGGAAUUUGUGAUUCCUAUUUUCUUGGACAAAAAGCAUAAUCUGAAGUACUUAAAGCCCUCAAUACGAGCAAUAAAGGGGAUUGAGUACAUUGACUGCAAGUGGAAUGACAAAGUAGCAGAGAGAUUCAGGAAGAAUUUGAUCAGUGCUCGACAUAAGAGACAAGAAAAUCUAGCUGCAAAAAUGGCAAAUUUGACAAUUACUUAGAGAUGGGACAAUUACUUACAUGAAUAAGUGCUUAAUGAACCACAUUUGAGAUACUGUUUUUGUUGUAUUUAAGUGCCCGUUAUCAACUUCAAGACCAAUCUGUUUGGAGUAUUCUUUAUAUAUGCCCCAUAUUGUCUUGUGUGUGUUAGAGACUGUGUUUACAGAAAGCACAGCACUGUACAAGGGGCAUAUAAUUGUUGCCUUUUAACUAUUGUUGAAAAGAUUUUCACUUUUGAACUCAGUUUGUUCUCUGAUGCUUAAUCUCUGAAAACUGAUUUAACACACUGUCUGUGGAUGUAGCAAGGCCUCUUUCUCAAUUUUCUAUGCACUAAGACACUUGUUUCUGUGAAUAUGGUCAUUAUUUGUUUUGAGAGACAGUGAUUUGGAUUCCAUAGAAUGUCCUAUCACCCUCAUUACAAGAUGCAGUGGAUGACACUUGAAGCUCAUCACAAACUGAAACCAACAAUCAAUAAACAUAGUUGUUCCGGAAGCCAAGUCAUGUGUGUCCGUUACUUCCUCCAUGGCAUAGCAGGUAGAGCAUUUGCCUAUAGAGUAUGAAGUCAGUGGAUCAAUACCUGGCCACAUGCUAGAAGGUGGUAUGUAUACUUGACGAUACCCUGUUUGGAGUCUGGAGUUGAGAGAAUUAAACAAGACCCGGUCGGCUUAAAGUUAAAGUCAUAUGCUGUGUCUGAGUGGGCGUGGUCUCAUCAGAGAAGUGCAAGAAGUCCAGACAGGCAUGGAUUUGCAUGCAUGCAUGCACACACACACACACAUGACUGUAAGUGCAAUGCUGUUGCACACAUCCAACAACUGAUGUCAGAUUGUACCCCCCAUGAUCUGUCCUUGUGUUGUUACUGGCUUGGUUGUGGCCAUGGAACCCAACUCCACCUAAUUUGCAGUUAUGAAUGUCAAUGAUGAUGUUUCAUUUGCAGUGUUCUUGUGUUGAAGCUGUUCAUGUGUCAUCUCCUGAGGUCUAGAUUGUGUAGAUUAUGUUGGUCUGCAUAUUCAUUGAGCAUGUAUUAAAACUCUCCUUUUGCUACAUAACACUAUUUAUUGACGAGAAUAAGCUUAUGAAAUUGUAUUUGAUUUAAUGUAAUGACUUUACUUGAAGAGGCCCUCUACAGGUGGAUCUCUAUAACGAACAUCACAUUCUCAUGUUGGUCUUAUAUUUCUGAGACUUCAUUGUUGCUAGGAAUGUAAAUGCCUAAUACUUUUGGUUCAUGUGAAGCUCUUUUGGGAUGUUUUCAAACUUUAUCUUCAUGUUUUGUUUUGUGCGUUAACUAUGUAGUUAUUAAUUGCUUGCUUCACACUUUUUUAGUACACUUUUUUGAACCUGUUACCCUAUUUGCAACGGGUGGGGGCACGGUGGGCGAGCUGUCUAAGGCGCCAGGCUAGUAAUCCAGUGAGCUUGGAGGUGCCGGAUCGAGCGCACCUGUGACCGGGUGUAAAAACCUUGGAGUCAACUUUGUAUGCAGACUCUUUUCAGAUUCUUGUACAACCCCUAGUGUACAGUACAACACCCUGUGCACUUAAAAGAACCCACGAAUCCGUUGGUAGAUGACCAGAUGGUGGCCACAUGAAUAUGUGCAAACACCUAGUUGAGGGUACAGCAAUGUGUGUGUGUGUGUGUGUGUGUGUGUGUGUGUGUGUGUGUGUGUGUGACACAGAGAUGCCAAUAAGUUGGCAGAGAUCUGUAUGCCAUAUACAUAUGUUAUUAUUUGAAGAAACAAAAAAUAUUUCUGUAAUCAUUAGUAAUAUCUGCUAAAUGGAGAGUCUAUUUUAUAAUUCUGACUAGAGCAUAAGUAUGUGCAUCAUACGUAUCACUGAAACACUGGUGACACCAGGUGUUCACAAGGAAGUAAGCGUAUCCUGCCCCACCAGCAUGCCUGCCUUCAUCUUGUGUUUCUUGUCACUUUUUCACAAUGUUGACGCAAUCUCUGUUUUAUGCAGUUGUGCUUGGUAAUGUGUAGUUAAAGGGUACACAAGAAGGGUAUUAGUACCUGGUAUUAGCCAAGGUUCAACUGAGUGAGGACUGUGUGUUAAAUUCACCACCCUUCAGCUAACAUUCUGACUAACUAACAAGUGAAUGUUUUAUAUACAAUGUACUUCACAUUUUUCAAAUUGCAUGUUGUUGAUUUCUUUUCAUCAUUCAGCAAAUUUAUAUGUAUUUCCUUUUACAUCUGGCAUAGAAUGUCUGUAAAACAAGGUGUGCGACUGCUAUUGCUGUAAUGUUCUGCUACAGAGAAAUAGGUUGUUUUAGGCCAUGGCUGUCUUUUUUUUAUAGUGAAGUUAUUGAACAUUGGUGUUUGUUUCAUAAGUUAUACUACAUACUGAAUUGUGGAUAAAUUAAGAUCUCUUAAUUGUUGAUACAAGAUUUGGAUAAACUGAGAGACAUCCUGCUGUACAUGUUUCAUAUCCAGAUUAUUUUUAAAAUAUAUUUUUGUUACCCUACUGGCAACUAGUUAUUGUGAGUUUUUGAAAUGAAUGUUCAUAUGUCUCAAAGAGUAAUUUGAAGCUGUUCACUGUAUGGAUGUAACAUAUGUAUUAUGUGGAAAGCCUAAACAAGUAUGCCGUUGAAUAAGCAUCGCUACCUAAGCGAUAAGUGAUACUUUGCCAGUUAAUCAUUAAAAUCAAAUGCAUAUUUGUCUUUAUUUUAAGAUCUUUGCAAUUUUUUAAAUCCAUGUAGAUAUUUCCUAUACUUAAGUAUACACUACAAUAACACUCCUGCACAGAGAGAAUGACAGAAGGUGACUGGAAAGGCAGGGUAGCUUAGUGGUGAUUGUCAGGAUGUGUUCCAUUCAUCAUUUCUCUUGGUCAAACAAAUGUAUUUGCGAAAUGUAUGGGAAGUUUGAAAGUAAAUGUGAUGAAUGAUUUA